AUGGAAGACCAGCUCUGGAAUGAUGUCUUAGGGUGUUGUAAUCCACACCAAGAAAGCCCCCAGGACACUAAGGACUUCCUCCUCCUGCUGCUGGGCCUCAUCCUUCUUGUCAACACUGGAAUCAACAUGGCAGUUGUGAUGUGGCAGAGGCUCCAGAAUGCCUUAAACAAGAUGACCUGUUGGAUUAAUCAGAAAAAUGACACCAUCCAGUCUGGUCAAAACUCUCCCAAAGAUCCAAUGCAGGACCCAGCCAGGGAUGUCCACAUUUACUGCACCCUGGACCCUGUUGAGGUGAAAAUGGCCCAAUCCACACACUGCUCUUCUUCCUACCAUCUUCGCAACCACAACCCUCGCCACCAUCGCCAUGGCCGCCACCGCCACCAUCAAUACGGCUGCAACCACCAGCAGAGGUCAGAGAACCACAGACAAUUCCGCCAGGGUCACCUACUCUACCGUGGUCAUCGAAGCCACAAGAUGUCACAUCUGCGACCAAUACCUUCUUUGAAUCCAGAAGACCAGGAUUCCCAUCUGGAGGAUGAGGACGACCUCUCUUUCCCACAUUCCAAAUACCCACAAGGGGUCUGGGGAGGAUACUAUCAGAGGUUGGGCCUGCCCUCCAACCUGGGACUAUGGGGCCGCCAGCGAGGCAUCCUGACCAGCCUGCCCCCACCCUCUCUGUACAUUUCCCCUGAGCUGUGCCACAUACCCAAGCGUGUGGAAGCCAAGUCAGAGCUGAGGCUGCAGGCCUAUGGCCCCCACCGCUCACAAUCCCACAUUUGGGGCAACGUGGAGGCUGAACACAGGACUUCAUCUUUACAACCUUCCCGCCGACCACCCCCUUCCUGGGCCCCAAGGGGACAUAGCCGGCACCCCUCUCGCGGCCACCUGUUGUAUGACUCCUGGGAGCAGCGGCGACGUGAACUAGAGUGCUCUGAGUCUCCACCUGCCCUAGUAUCCCAGAACUCCACCAGGCCUGAAGCCCAGGGCUAUAGGGAUCACUAUUUCCCACAGUCCCACCAGCGAGGCUUUCCUAGCCAUGUUUACAGCCAGCCCAACCGCAGCCCUCACCCAUCCACAGGACACUUGACUUAUAACUCAAGGGAUCCUCACGAGGUUCGGCGCCGGAUGGCUGAAUGGAGUGAGACUCUGCCCACUAGGCAUGCUCUGACCACCUCCACCUCCCUCACCAUGUUGGGUGAGGCCUUAUACCAACAUGGCCCAGCUCCUGGCUCAACUCUGUUCCACCGUUCCUCCCAGCCCCUUCCUGUGGUUCAGGUUGCUGAGCCCACCCCAGCUCCGGUCACCUUCAUCCCACUCAGCAGGAACCCAGGGGGCAAUGCCAACUACCAGGUGUACGACAGCCUAGAGCUGAAGCGGCAAGUGCAAGAGAGCCGAAUGCAGUCGACUUCAUUACCACCACCUUCCACUUCGCCCUCAAGACCCUCUCUGCACAGAAGCCGGGCUGGGAAACUUAGCUGA
Messenger RNA from Chrysochloris asiatica (Cape golden mole), 1479 nucleotides. It is a transcript of the gene SPEM2, whose product is annotated as chromosome unknown open reading frame, human C17orf74. NCBI's taxonomy places the organism in Eukaryota, Metazoa, Chordata, Mammalia, Afrosoricida, Chrysochloridae. The transcript is spliced from 3 exons. Bases 1 to 1479 code for a protein of 492 amino acids. The record is from RefSeq and is a predicted model, not a curated record.